AUGGAUCUUUUGAUUAAAGUGAAGAAGGGCGUCCAAAACAAGGCUCAGCAAGAGGAACUGCUUCCAACAUCACGUAACAAUUCAAACUAUGGAGAUGAAGAGCAGAAGAAGAACUCAUUUGUACCCAAAAGAAGGAAAACACUAAGCAGCUUAAUGAAGCUUACAGUAUUUUCACUGCUUAUAAUUAUAGUAUAUAUAUUCUGGGGAUCCUCUUUGACUGAAAUGACAUCUAAAUAUGACUCAGUAACAAAUUUGCAUGCAGGCCAAAACACCAAGACAGCGUCUUAUAAAACUAAACAAUUGACUGAAAAUGAGUAUUACGACCAUGAUUUCGAAGAUAUCGAGCCUGCUGUAGUUAAAAAAUUUGAUAAUGGUGUUCAGCACUACCUGAUUUCUCAAUAUGGAACAGAUGUACUAACACCUUCGGAUAAUGAAGUGUAUGCAAAAGAGUUACAAAUGGUACUUGAUGCUUCUGUUGAAAAAUACGACCUAAGUACAUUCACUGGAUCCAGCAACGGGGCUACUAAUCGUGAUCACUUAUUACUCUGUGUUCCUCUAAGAGAUGCAGAACAUGUCCUACCUUUGAUGUUCAAGCAUCUAAUGAAUUUGACAUACCCACAUGAACUAAUAGAUUUAGCAUUUCUAGUGAGUGAUUGUUCAGAGGGAGAUCGUACUUUAGAUGCUCUACUCGCUUAUUCUAAACAUUUACAAAAUGGUACAUUAUCACAAGUAUUUACAGAAAUGGAUCAAUAUGAAAUGGACCAUUCUAAGAAAAGUAAGGGGACAAAGAAUUUACACUUGAAAUAUAUGAAUCCGGAUUAUUUAAAGUUAGUCGAUACUUCUUUUAAAAAAAGAAAGCAUUCCAAUUACGAUAAACCCUUCCGUUCCAUUCAAGUCUUUCAAAAAGAUUUUGGUCAAAUUAUUGGACAAGGUUUCAGUGACCGACAUGCUGUAAAAGUACAAGGUAUUAGAAGAAAACUAAUGGGGAGAGCAAGAAAUUGGUUGAUGGCAAAUGCCUUAAAACCGUAUCAUGCAUGGGUGUAUUGGAGAGAUGCAGAUAUUGAAUUAUGCCCUGGAUCAGUCAUCGAAGAUUUAAUGUCUAAGGAUUAUGAUGUUAUUGUUCCUAAUGUUUGGAGACCUCUUCCGGAAUUCUUGGAUGGUGAACAACCAUAUGAUUUAAAUUCUUGGAUAGAAUCAGAUGAAGCAUUAAAGCUUGCCAAGACGUUGGAUGAAGACGAUGUUAUUGUUGAAGGUUAUGCAGAAUAUCCUACGUGGAGAGUGCACUUGGCAUACAUCCGUGAUGCAGCCGGGGAUCCAAACGAAGUUGUCGAUUUGGAUGGUGUUGGUGGAGUCUCCAUUCUAGCAAAGGCCAAAAUAUUUAGAAGCGGUGUUCAAUUUCCUGCAUUUACGUUUGAAAAUCAUGCUGAAACGGAAGCAUUCGGUAAGAUGGCAAGAAAAAUGGGGUUCAGAGUUGGUGGUUUACCUCAUUAUACGAUCUGGCAUAUAUACGAGCCAAGCGAUGACGAUCUAAUGGAGAUCGCAAAUAAGGAAAGACAAAAUAAACGAGGGUAA
Molecule: messenger RNA, 1572 nt
Organism: Naumovozyma castellii
Lineage: Eukaryota; Fungi; Ascomycota; Saccharomycetes; Saccharomycetales; Saccharomycetaceae
Gene: VAN1
Product: Van1p
Exons: 2
Coding region: 1-1572 (523 amino acids)
Source: RefSeq, a predicted model, not a curated record